Molecule: messenger RNA, 1899 nt
Organism: Amyelois transitella
Lineage: Eukaryota; Metazoa; Arthropoda; Insecta; Lepidoptera; Pyralidae
Product: peroxidase-like
Exons: 13
Coding region: 1-1878 (625 amino acids)
Biological process (GO): response to oxidative stress
Molecular function (GO): peroxidase activity; heme binding
Source: RefSeq, a predicted model, not a curated record
AUGUUGUUGUUGGUAUUUAUUUCAAUAUUUAGUGUGUGUUAUGGCAUAUUUUAUGAUUCUUAUCUUGGAACGGAAAUUGGUAUUGAAGAAAUCAAGAGAUAUAACAAAAUCAAUGCGACUUUUUGGUGCACAAAUGAUAUUGAACCAUGCAAUACCAAUGAAUGGAAACGUAUUGAUGGUUCCUGUAAUAACAUCAAUCAUCCUAGUAUUGGCGCCGCUAACACUCCGCAAGUCCGACUGCUGCCUGCUGUGUAUGACAAGGAUUUUGAACAGAAAACAACUAAAUCAGGAUCUCCGAUGCCGUUAUCUCGCUAUCUGAGGACGCGUCUCCUCUCCGAAGGUCGCGUGCCUGACCAGGUCCUCACACAACUGACCACUCACUUCUUGGUGUUUGUGGUCAGCGACGUGUUAUCCGUCCAUGACACUGUAAACUACAUAAUAUGGAAACAACAUUGCUGUACCGAAAAGGGUGAAACUGACAGAGAGUGCACGCCCAACAGAAUUCCGGACGAUGAUCCAGUGUUCAGAUUUUCCAAUAUCAGAUGUCUCAAUAUGACCAGGCCGAUAUCCUUCCAGUCUGUCGGCUGUACCGAAAAGGAUACGGUUCCUGAACGGGUCGUAACAACAACACCUAUAUUCGACUUGUCUCAAGUUUACGGUCAUAAUAUUGACAACUUAAACCGUAAGGGAAGAUUAUAUCAAAAUGGUUUAUUGAAAUAUGAGUAUGAAAAUGGAAGAAUUUGGCCACCUUCUUCCAGAAACUCGAAUCAUUUGUGUUCUCUCAACCAGCGACCAGCCGAAACUAGAUGUCACGAUACACCCGAACAAGGUCCCAAUUCAAUCCUCGGUAUCAAUCUCUUCACCAUUUGGACUUGGCGCCAUCACAAUAAGGUGGCAAAUGAACUAGCAACGUUGAACCCUUGUUGGAGUGAUGAGAACCUCUUUUACACAGCGAGGGAUAUAAAUAUUGCUGUCGUGAUGCAGAUAUUGUUCUAUGAAAUGUUACCGAUUUUGAUGGGUCGUGAGAAUUUGCUGCGAGACAGCGUCAUAUCUCCUUCCCGUGGGUUUAGAGACUUAUACAACCCGAAUGUCCUGCCGAAAAUGUCUCUGGAAUUCCCUUUUAUGUGGCGUUAUAUUCAUACUAUGCAGGAAGGGGCGAUCAAGAUGUAUGACAAUAAAGGUCGUUAUCUAAAACAAGUACCUCUUGUAAAUCUGACCUUGAGAACAGGAUUUCUGGGUGUUGAUAACAAUUUAGACUUUAUUACUCAAGGAAGCUUUAGACAAGCCAGUGGGAAGGUAGAUUAUACUGUUGAUUAUGAUGUGACUGGGAUUGGCCUCGGACCAUUCCAACGAGCCAAUGAUAUUCUAACAAGCGAUUUGGCUAAAAACAGACUGUUCGGUUUCCAACCCUACGUGAAGUACAAGGAAUAUUGUUCAGGGAAGUCUUACAAAAGUUUCGAAGAUUUAUUAGAAUUUAUAGAUGCUGAAAAUGUAGAUAUUCUAAAAGACGUAUACGAAGAUGUAGAUGACAUUGACCUGAUGGUUGGUGUGUGGCUUGAAAAACUGGUACCUGGAGGAAGAGUGCCGACCACCUUCUAUUGCAUUAUAGUCGAACAGCUUGUGAGAACUGUAGUUUCUGAUAGACAUUGGUACGAGAGAACGAACAGACCUCAUGCUUUUGAUGCGGAUCAACUUCAUGAAAUAAGAAAGGCAUCUAUGGCUCGUUUGCUUUGCGAUGUGGGUGACUCAGUUACAGAGAUUCAACCCAAACCUUUUAUGAGAAUAAGACCUGGAAAUCAAUUAAAACAAUGCAAAGAUAUCCCGUUUAUUGAUAUAGAAGCUUGGAGAGAUCUUAGUUGUUCCAUGAAGUCAAGCUAGAUUUACGCUUAGAUACAAUAU